Messenger RNA from Closterium sp. NIES-67, 924 nucleotides. Lineage: Eukaryota; Viridiplantae; Streptophyta; Zygnematophyceae; Desmidiales; Closteriaceae. The record is from the annotation of a GenBank genome assembly.
GUGCACCAUGCUUUCCAGGCUCCCCACCCCUUCGAUUGCUCAUCUCCCCCUCCCCCUCCAACCGGAAGCCCAUGGCGCACGGCGCUUGCUUAAGCCGCCCGCCUGCAUAGAGAGUCCAGUCGCUAGUGGGUUAGCCUAUGUUAGAAGUUUAGCUGUCGCUGCAUGCACGCGUCGAGUCUCCUCCUCCUCGUUGUCCCCUCGCUGCCGCUCGCUCGUGCAUGUGUACCAUGGGCGACCCUCCCCCUCUCCCCCUCCCCUACCUUCCAGUUUAUUGUUGCUCUUUGCAUGUGCCCGCGUUCUCUCUCUUAAACCAAUACCAUUGGUUCCCCCGGCUCACAUGCCACGGACCCCCCUACUACUCCAGGUAACCCCCUCUGGUGCAGGAACCCCCCCUCAGGUCCAGGUGCACCCCUCAGGUUCAGCCCGCCUUGGGGUCUGUGGCUUGUGGCCAUGCCUCCACCAGUGGCCCCUCCCUUCCCCUUCCAGCCUUGACGCUUUGCAGUCCGUGGCUUGUGCUUGCUGCUACGCCAUGCCCGCUGACCACUGCCGUCAGCUUCCCAUCCCUUGGUGCACUGGAGAAAGAAGGGAGCAGAGGAGAAGUGCUCACACCCCCCUCCUCUUUCCCCCCUGCAGCUUCCCACCCCUUGCUGGGGGUGAGCCUGGUGUGGAAGGGAUGAGCAUGGGUGUGCUGUGCUAUGGCACGGCACUCCUGCUUCUUGCAGUAGAACCAUCUGCGUGAGCAUCGCUAGCGCCAAUCCACUUCAAUGCCUGGACCAGGAUGUGGUCACCCAACAGCAUGCAAGAUUGUAGUGUAGAGUGUAGAGUAGGGUAGGAAUAGGGUGUAUUGUAAUCUGAUGCUUAUAUACACAAAUGUAUGCAUGUGUGAUAAUGUAAAUGAUUUUCUAGGGUAAAACACAUCAAGUC